Molecule: messenger RNA, 6016 nt
Organism: Panicum virgatum (switchgrass)
Lineage: Eukaryota; Viridiplantae; Streptophyta; Magnoliopsida; Poales; Poaceae
Product: zinc finger CCCH domain-containing protein 19-like
Exons: 12
Coding region: 313-5763 (1816 amino acids)
Cellular component (GO): Cdc73/Paf1 complex
Molecular function (GO): DNA binding; RNA polymerase II C-terminal domain phosphoserine binding; metal ion binding
Source: RefSeq, a predicted model, not a curated record
GCGGCCUGCCGCUCUCGUCUCUCUCGGUCUCUGCUGGCUCAGUGACUCCAAUCCCCAAUACCAAACCCAAACCCUAGGGAAGCCAGCAGGCAGGCGCAACGGAGCGACGGUGAGACCGCGUGGCGAAGGCCCAGCGCGACGCCGCGACAGGCCGACGGAGGCGACCGCGCGGCCAACGCCCAGCGCGCGAACACCGCGGGGUGCCAGCGGCAGAGGAGGCGGGCAGCAUCCCGCGUCCUGGCCUCCCCGCGCACACGCCAGUUAGACGGUGUCUAGGAGGGGUGGUUGGGAAUACCCAAUCACCAAAUCCCUAUGACCGACGCUGAGCCACCUCCUACAGUGGAGGUGGAGGAGGCCAUGCCGACCACCCCGGAUAUUGCCCUAGACGGUGACGAUGAGGGCUACAAGUAUGUUGAGGCUGCUGAGGUUGAGAAGGAUGGCGGAGCUCCUUAUGGUGAAGGUGGAGGUGGCAAGGUGGAGGAGGAUUCAAAACCUGGUGGUGGUGAUGCUGUGGCAGAUGAACUCUUGGUGAUUGCGGAAGACCCGAAUCUGCUUGAUGUUUUUAAAGCUGACGAGUCAGAGGGGGGUGCUUGUGCAGAGGUGCACACAAAUGAUGUUGCUGCUGCUGUGGAUGUUCCCGUGGAGGUGGGUGCUGCUGUGGCAUCCUCAACAUUGGUGGAUGUUUCCACAGAGGUUGGCAUGCAAACCAACGAGGUUAUUGCCGUGGGUGAUCUCACAGAGGUGGGUGCUGCCCUGGUAUCAUCUACAUCGGUGGAUGAUCCCGCAGAGGUGAGUACUUCUCUGGUCAAUGAUGACUGCAAUAUAGUUUCCACUGGAGUUGUGCAUAGGUCGGAUGUCCAGACUCAUAAGGAGGUUGGUGGUGACUCCCUUGAUACUGGCGAGGCAGCUCCCUUGGUAAAUGAUGUACAGGAUGACAGUACAAGGAUGGAUAAAAAUGUUGCAGUUAGUGAUGAUAUUGUGCAUACUCAGGAUCAUGAGAGGCUGCAGAUGGAUGUGGCAACAGAUCUGUUAAAUGAGAGGGAAACGGAGGUUGUGAAAGCUGUAGACCAUGUUGCAGAGGAGGGCACAGGUACGGAUAUGCAGCUCCAAACUGGAGAUGACAUUGAGGCGGAAGGUGUUGCCACUAUUGCUGAUGCUGCUACAUAUGAGGAGGGCAAGCAUAUGGGUGCAGUUACCAUGACCAGAGAUGACAGCGAGAAACAUAAUGGGGCAGUGGGUGUUGAUGCAUCUGAUGAGGGGAUACAGAUGGAUCGAGAUGGACUAACUGGAGAUGAUAUUGAGCAAGAGGAGAUUGCAACAGCUGGUGAAGAUCGCGUGGAAGAGGAAGGCAUGCGGAUGGGUGCAGUAAACAUUACUGGAGACAUGAACAAGGAAGGCAGAGUAGUCACUGAAAACAUUACUGAUGAAGCUGUAGAUGCUGUGGCUGUACCUGAAGAACAGUCCGUGCAGAUGGAUGAGGAUGGUGAUGAUAUUCCUGAAGAAGAGAAUGCGCAAAUGGGUGGAGUUGGUUUGACAAUCAAUGAUAAUCAGCAGGAAGAGGCUGUGACAGCUGAUCAUGAUGGAGUCGAAGAAAAUGCCAUGCUGAUGGAUGCAGUUACCACAACUAACGAUGAUGAUGAAGACGACGGAAUUGUUGGUGAAGAUAUUGCAGAAGAAGCUGUCACUGGUACAGUUGGUGAUGAUGCCCCCGAAGAAGAUGCUGCGCAUAUGGACGACGACGAUGACGAUGAGCCUCCUCCUUUGAUGGCAAAGAAAGGUGGAGGGCGUCGAAAGAGAGGCCGUCCAUCUUCCAAGGCCCAGGCUGUGGCUAAGCUUUCUGUAAAAAGGAAGGAUGAGGAGGAGGUUUGCUUCAUUUGCUUUGAUGGUGGUGACCUUGUGAUUUGUGAUCGUAGGGGCUGCCCUAAAGCUUAUCAUCCUUCUUGUGUUAAUCGAGAUGAUGAUUUCUUCAAGUCAAAGGGUCGAUGGAAUUGUGGUUGGCACAUCUGCAGCAACUGUCAGAAACCUGCACGCCAUAUGUGUUACACAUGCACCUAUUCAUUAUGCAAGGCAUGCAUGAAAGAUGCAAAGUUCCGUUGUGUCAGAGAAAACAAGGGCUUUUGUGAGACAUGCAUGAACACUGUGAUGUUGAUAGAAAAUAGAGAGGAGGCAACUGACCAAAUGGAUGUGGAUUUUGAUGACAAAAGCAGCUGGUGGUAUUUGUUCAAGGAUUACUGGUUAAAUUUGAAGACAAACUUGUCAUUGACAGUUGAGGAAAUAUCAGCAGCCAAAUCUCAAAAGAGUGGUGAACUACCUGAUACUAAUGAUGAAGAGGCUAAUUCGGAGAGUUCAUCGGGGCGACAUCUAGAGAACAAUACACCAAAAAAGAGGGGAAGAAAACGAUCAAAAGAAGCUGCCAUCAAGGAUGGUUCUGAAGGAAAAGAAAGCUCUAGAAAAUCUAUCAAACAAGGCCUGUCAGGCAUCCGUGAUGCUCAGACUCCUUCGGGGAAAAAGGUUAGAAAAUUAUCCAGGCGUUCUUUGAGUAACCAGCAUUCAUCAAAAGUAUCUGAAAGUGUUGGGACGUCUACAUCCUCAGCUGAAGAGGCCAGCUGGGCUUCUGAGGAACUCUUAAACUUUGUAGCCCAUAUGAGAAAUGGUGAUAAAUCUGCGAUCAGUCAGUUCGACGUUCAACCCCUUUUACUUGAAUAUAUCAAACACAAUAAUCUGCGUGAUCCUCGUCGAACAAGCCAGAUAAUUUGUGAUUCUUUGCUCCAAAGUCUCUUUGGCAAAAAACGUGUUGGCCAUUUUGAAAUGCUCAAGCUUCUUGAAUCACAUUUUCCCAUGAGUGAAGUUUCACCAUCAGCCGAUGAAAAUCAUGGUGGUGUAGUAGAUCCUGAUCCUAGUCAGGAUGCUGAUGGUAACAGUGAAGCUUCAGUUGUUAUGAGUUCAGAAAAAAGAAGAAAAUCACGUAAGUAUGAUCAGAAACGUCAGCCUAAUCUUGAUGACUACGCAGCAAUAGAUAACCAUAACAUUGGAUUGAUGUACCUGCGUCGCAACCUAAUGGAAGAAUUGAUCGGUGAUGUUGACACGUUUGAUGAGAAAGUGGUUGGAUCAUUUGUGAGAAUAAGAAUACCCGGUACAGGGCAAAGGCAAGACAUUUAUCGACUUGUACAAAUUGUUGGGACUGGAAGAGCUGCAGAAAAAUAUAAAUCUGGGAAAAAAACUACUGAUAUAACGCUAGAGAUACUAAACUUAGACAAACGGGAGGCAGUAACUAUUGACAUAAUCUCCAACCAGGAGUUCACUGAGGAGGAAUGCAAACGCUUGCGUCAAAGCAUAAAGUAUGGAUUCAUUCCAAGGCUGACAGUGGGAGAGGUUCAGGAGAAAGCAAGGGUUCUUCAAACUUUGAAAGUCAAUGAUUGGAUUGAAAGUGAAAAGAUGCGACUUGGGCAUCUUCGUGACCGCGCAAGUGAUAUGGGCCAUAGAAAAGAGCUUAGGGAAUGUGUGGAGAAGCUGAAGCUGCUAAGUACUCCAGAGGAGUGUGCUCGUAGGCUAAAUGAAGAACCUGAGAUACACGCUGACCCUGCGAUGGAUCCAGAUUAUGAAUCUCCGGAGGAACAGGAGCAGGAGACUGAAAGAAGUAGCUUUAAUAAGUCGAGAGGUUCUUUCUUGAGGAAAGAUGGUAAUCUUGUGUCUCCAGUUAAAGGAGACGGUAGAAAUCCUUUACAGCGAGAUCCAAAAACUAACUGGGAAUCUAAUCGAAACACAUGGGCUGAAUCAAGUCCUCAUGUGGAGUCACCCCUUUCACGGAGAUCCACAUUCUCUUCUCCAGGUGAAAGUGCUGGUUAUACUAGUAAAUCGGAAAGUCCUAACAUUGGUGCGCAAACAGUGAAAUUGGAAGGUACCACACGCAGUGCUUCACAAGGGCCAUCUGGUGUCUCAUCUGGAAUUUUGGCUGCUAACAUAGAUUCAGGGGCAAAAACUGCACCGCAAUCAGCCAUUAACGAAUCUGAGAAGAUCUGGCAGUACAUGGAUCCUUCUAAUAAAAUCCAAGGCCCUUUCUCAAUCAUCCAGUUGCGGAAAUGGAACAGCAAUGGUUACUUCCCUCCCAGUUUGAAAAUAUGGAAAGCUAGUGAGAAGCAGGAUGAUUCAAUACUACUGACUGAUGCUUUGGCGGGGAAGUUUGAGAAAGACCUUCCUCCAUGGGAACCACCACAUGUUAGUGCAUCUCAAAUUGGCAAAACCCCUCUUCUUGAGGAAAGCACAAUACCUGGUGAGCGAACUCCAAAAUCAGUAGUUCCAAUGUCUUUCUCAAGUAGUGAUCAAAGGCAGGACUAUAGUUCAACGAACCUUGGAGCAACCAUGAUCCAUUCUGGCACACAAGGUUAUUAUGGAAUGCAAAAUUCUCAAGCAGCGUACACAAACCAACAGUCUCUUACUGGAAGUUGGAAUGCCGCCUCUAGCCAGUUUGGAGUUGCAGUAAAUCCGAUGACACCUACCCAGCCUGCCAUGGGAAACUUUUCGGGACAAAAUAUUGUGGCUGCAGGAAAUAUGGGUCAUUUAACUCCUGGGAUGACUCCUGCUACUGCAACUGCAGAAUUAACCUCAGAUUUAUCCUCCCAGAACCAAAUAUCAUCUGCUUUACCACAAAUGGGUGACAGGUUACCUGAUGGAAGUGACUCUAAGUUAGGAGAAAAUGCUUCACAUGGAAGAGUGAGAUCUUCGGCUGAAGCCGAUGGAGCACUGGGUGCUCAGCGUGGACCAGCACAACUGAACACUCAGCAACUUGAAGACACAAGGAACCAGAUGUCAACACCAUCUGCUGCAUCAGUACAGCCUUCGGUGACAGUAAUUGCUGGCAGUGAUACUCAAAGCAGUGGGUGGGCUGUACCUGCACAAGCGGUCAACACAUCUGGCCAACCUCAGGUAGCUGGAAAUAUGACCUGGGGAACUGCACCUCAGGGUGAUGCAAGCAUGGCCUGGGGAAUGAUGGGACAGAGCAAUAUGAAUAUGCCUUGGGUAGCAUCAGCUCAAGGUGCUUUGGGCUACAACAUGGGGGUAACUAUGCCAUCACAGCCAAAUGCAGUCCCGAACAUGGGUUGGUUACCAAAUCCCGGAAACACCAGCAUGAACAUGAUCUGGGCGGCAACUCAAGGCCAGGGGACUCCAAAUGCAGCGGCCAUGAUGGGAGGUCAGAUGCAAGGAGUUGCAGUGGCUCAAUGGGGGGGUGGCGUUGCAGCAGGGAAUGUAAACCCUUAUCCUGGCUGGGGAACCCAACAAGUUGGAAACAUGAACCAAAAUGUUAGUUGGAGUGCUCCUGUGCAGGGAAAUCCAGGUCAGGCAAACAAUAACAUGAGCUGGAAUGCACCAAAUGGUAACCCUGAUCGGAACAAUCAGCAGAGAGACAAUGGGGGCAAGCACUCUGGGCACCGGGACUCAGGUGGAAUGCCAUGGAAGCCACGUUCUAGUGGCGAUGGAGGGUCAAGGGGAAAUAGACCGCAGGGACUCUGCUGGACCUAUCUUGAGCGCGGGAACUGCUGGAAAGUUGACUGCAGGUUCAUCCAUCCAACAAACACAGAUGGAUAUUCGUCCAGGAAUGAUAGGCACUUUGAUAGGCAGCACUCAAGUAAUGAUAGGCGAUAUGACGAUCACAAUGAAAGAAAUGAUCGGCAGUUUGAUAGGCAGCCUUCAGACAAUGAAAGGCACCAUGAUAGGUCUGAUGACAGGCACAGUGGCAGGGAUGACGAUAGGCAUGAUGACAGGUAGGCUGAUAGGUCUCAGUCAAGAGAGCCGCACUCGAACCGUUGCAAAUUUCCUCCGUUUUGUUGUAUGUGCAGUAGCAUACUAGCGUAGUAGCAUCCAUGCAUGUUUUGAACUCCACCCUAUAGCGAGCUGCAUACAUGUGCAAGAAUCAUCAUGUACAACAGUUGUAGUUUGAUGCUGUGGGUAUCCUAGCUUCGAAUUUAAUAAUUUACUAUAAUAAAUCGUGGUGUAUGAACUCUGUAGCUAUGGCUCCACA